This is a messenger RNA of Chlamydomonas reinhardtii, 6410 nucleotides long. RefSeq lists its product as uncharacterized. Bases 169 to 6204 code for a protein of 2011 amino acids. NCBI's taxonomy places the organism in Eukaryota, Viridiplantae, Chlorophyta, Chlorophyceae, Chlamydomonadales, Chlamydomonadaceae. The record is from RefSeq and is a predicted model, not a curated record. Gene Ontology annotation, biological process: regulation of synaptonemal complex assembly. The transcript has 17 exons.
CUUCAACAAUUAUAGCAGCGUAGGGAUACUUGUUCAGUACCUUGAAACAAAGUGCGAGCGGCCCACUUCAUGCGCGGCGCAGCAGCAGGCGCGGCUGCCGGCAUUCCUCCCCGCGCGCAUCUACCACAGCCACAAGCACAGCCGCCGCAGCUGCGAGAGCCAUUCCAAAUGCCCAGGCCACCUGAGGCAGCAGCUGCAGUUGCGGCUUCAAGGGGGCCUGCCGCUCACGUCGCAGCAGCUCCUGCUUAUCUUGCGGACCCAUCGCUGCUUCCGCCGCUGCCGCGAUCGCUUCUCAAGCAGCUCACCGACCUGACCCGCCGGCUGCUAGCAGUCCGGCAUUAUGACGACGUGGCAACCGCGGCUCGGCGGCCGGCAUUGCUCGGCCGGCCCUACAACGCCGACGACAACAGCGAUGAGGAAAAUGGCCAGCAGGGCGCCGCGGAGCGCGCAGAGGCGCGGGCGAGGCGGCAGGAAGCCGCGGCGCGAAGCAGGGCGACCGCCACCGCGACCGCCGACAUUGCUGAUGAGCUGGUCGCCUGCAUCAAGACCGCCGUGUCGGCGCUGCGAGCCGCCAUGCCCCGUGCCGCCACUGCCUCCAGCAGCGCCGCUGCUACUGCCGGCGGCGCAGGCGCUGCUGCUGCUGCUACUGCCGCGCGGCUGCAGCCGGGGGACGAGUCGGAGCUGUGGAAGGCGGCGGUGGACCUGUGGAAUCACGCUGUGGAGUUGAGCAACCUGGAGGCGCUGAGGGCGGGCGGCGCCAGCGCGGCGGCGGCCAUCGAAGGCCGGCCGCCGCCGCAGAGGGCAGCAGGAGGAGGAGGCGGAGCAGGAGGAGGCAGUGUGCGGGAGGGUGGGGGAGGCGGCCCAGGCGGCCUGACCCACAUCAAAGACGAGGGCGGCAGCGGCCGCGGCGGCGGCGGCGGCGGCAGCGGCAGGGGCGGCGGCGCACCGGAGGUUGCAAGGCAGCGGCGCGCCGCGACCCACAUCGCCUGGUGCCGCCACCUGGCCUGUGAGACCGCGGCCCUGGUGCCGCCGGUGCGGCGCGCGCCGGCGGUGGCGGCGGCGCGGAGCGCCAGCGCCGCAGCGGAGGUGCGGCGGGUGGUUCAGCUGGCGCGCUGGCGGCUCACGUUUGCGUCGGCUGCGGGCCGGUCGUGGCUGCGGCUGCGGCAGCUGGAGAGUGCGGAGCUGUGCCUGUCGCGGGCGGCGCCGGUGCUGCCGCUGCUGCUGACCGUGGCGACGUACGUGGUGGCGACGCCGCCUGGAAAUGGGGCCGGGGUAGGAGGGGGAGGGGGAGGAGGAGGGGGAGGAGGCGGGGUUUUGGAGCGGCGGCUGCUGAGCCUGGCGGAGGGGGAGGAGGUGCUGUUGGCUGCGUUUGAGCUGCAGCUGUCGCGGACGCAGGUGCUGUGGCGGCUGGGGCAGCAGUCCAUGGCGCGGCAGACGCUGUCCGAGUGCACGGCCCUGACCCAGGAGCUGCAGGGCAGCAGGCCAGACCUGGCGUGUGUGCUCAGUGGCUGGCUGGCGCAGGCGCUGCUGGAUCACGCGGUGGAUGUGGCCACCGGCCGACUACACGCCGCGCCCUUUGGCAGUGCCGGCGGCGCCACCGCCGCCGCCAACGACCUGCACUCCGGCCUGUUCCCGCCCGCCGCCACCUCGCACGGCGCCAGCCGCCGCCGCCGGCGCGGCAAGCGCAUUGCUACGGCGGCGGCGGCGGCGGGUGCCGAGGAGGGUGACGGUGGCCUGCGGCCGCUGCCGAUGCGGUGUGUUGUGUCGACGGGGCUGUUGGGCGCCGGCGGUGGCCCGUUUGUGCUGGAGGACGCAGAGGAGGUCGGGGUGAGUCGUGCGGCGGCGGCGGCGACGCCGGCAGCAGCAGCGGCGGCGGCGGCUGGGCGGGUGCGGGGGGACGCGAUGGAGGAGCAGGAGCAAGAGGAGGAGGAAGAUUAUGAGGAGGUGGAUGAUAGCGAGGGGCUGGAAGACGAGGACGCAGAACAUUACAGUAAUGAUGAUGACGCCGACGACCCCUUUGGUGACGUCUACCGUUGGGCGCUGCGAGGAGCGGCGGCGGCGGCAGCCGCAACAGCUGGCGGCGGCGGCGGCGAGGGAGAUGGCGAGGACGACGGCGGAAUGAUGGCGGCGGCGGCGGCCCUGGCUGACCCCGCUGAGGCCAUUCCCCUACUGGACCAGCUGUACGAGCUGGUGACGCAGGCGGUGCAGUGCCACCAGCAGGCAGUGGCGGCGGCGGCGGCGGCGGCAGCAGUGGAGGCGGGGCCGCGGCAGCAGGGAGGAGGAGGAGGUGCAGGAGGUGGAGGUGGGGGCAGCGGCAUGAGCGGCUUGGAGGAGGAGGAGGCUGUGGCGGCGCGGGAGGAGGCGCUGGUGGACCUGAGGGACCAGGUGCUGGCCUGGCUCGCGCUGUGCCACCUGGGUGCGGGCGACCCGGCGGCGGCGCUGGCGUGUGCGGCGGCGCUGAGGGAGGCGGGCAGCGGGCUGGCGGAGGGGCCGGAGAUGGCGGCGCUGGAGAUACGAGCCCAGGCGGCCGCCGGCCACCCCGCGGAGGAGGUGGUGGCGGCGCUGGCGGCGCUGGCGGCCCGCCGCGACGCCGGCGUGCCGCUUGUGUGGGAGGUGGCGGAAGCGCUGCUGGUGGGUGGUGGCGGAGGUGCAGGCGGCGGCGGCGGCGGCCUACGGGAACGGCCAGAGGCGCUGUGGCCCGCAAUGGCAGCACUGCAGCGGCGGCUGCCGUACGACGCCUCCGUAACGCUCGAGUUCGUACAGGCAGUGUACGAGCUCCGGGGCGUGGCGGGCGCCGCCGCCGGCAGUAGCAGCACUGGCGGCGGCGGCGCUGAGGCCGCGGCUGCUGGCGGCGGCGGCGGCGGUGCUACAGCCGCAUCGGCUGCUGUGGCAGACCAGCUGGCAUUGGCGGUCCUGGGGCCGAGUGCUACUGCCGUGGAUGCUACUGCCGGCCGAGGGGGCGGGCAGGAUGAGGACAGAGACAGCAAUGACGUCGUGCCGGAGGCGGUCCGGCGGCUGCAGUCUGCUGGCGGCUGUAGCAACAGCAGCGGCAGUGGCGGCGGCGGCACUGCUACUGCCGCCGUGUCCGCUGCUGCUGCCGCUGCUGCUGCCCGGGGCUUCACGCUGGGGGAGGCGGACCCACAGCUCCAGCGGCUACUGACCGCAGUGCUAGAGCUGUCAGGAAGAGGAGGAGGAGGCGCAGGAAGCGGAGGGGACGAUGGCGGCGAAAUGGAUGAGGGCGGCGGCGGCGGCGGCGGCAGGCGGGAGCGGCGGCGGCGGCAGCUGCUGCUGCUGCUGCGGGAGGAGCAGCGCUACACAGCGUGGGCCCUGCUAUGGAACCGAGGCUGUGCCCAUUUUGAGGGCCGGGCCUGGGCCGCCGCCCUGCGCUUCUUCUGCACCUCCCUCCUCUACACGGGGGCACCAGCAAUGGCGGGGCCCAGCGCGGAUACAGCAGCGGAUACAGCGGAGCAGCAGGCGGCGACGGCGGCGGCGGCGGCGACGGCGGUUGGGGAUCAGGCCCGGGCGCACCAGAGCGCCGCGCUGUGCUGCCUGGCGCUGCAGCGGCCGCAGGACGCGCUGACGUUUGUGGACCUCGCGGAGGAUGCCGCGGCGCGUGCCGGCGUGCCCACACCGCCCGCGGUGACGUUCCUGCGCUUCAAGGUGCUGCUGGUGGCGGGCGACGUGGCGGCGGCCCGGGCACUGGCGCCGGCGCUGGCGGAGGCGGAGGCAGCCAGCCCGGGCACACUGGCGGUGGCCUGUCAAGAGGCCAUCUCCGCCCGCGCCUGGGCCCCAGCCAAGCGUCUGCUGCUCACGCUGUACGGCGCAGCGGCGGCGGAGACGGACGCACGGGCGGCGCACACCGCGGCAGCGCAUGCAGCGGCCGAGGCGGCAGGCAAAGCGGAGGUGGAGGCGACGGCGGCGCUGCCGCCCCGGACGACGCUGUCUGAGGGACACCUACUGCGGGUGCUGAUCCGGUGCACAGAGGACCAGGAGAAGCAGGCACAACAGGGGCAGCAGGGGCAGGCGCAUCAGCAGGGGCAGCCGGACGGCACUCGGAGUGGGCAGCUGGCGGCGGCCGCGGGGUCGGAGGGAUCUGGCGGUGGAGGCGAUGGAGGGGUGGCUUCAAUGCCGCUUCACCAGGAGAUGGCGUGCUACUUCCAAACGGCGGCGCGGCGGCUGCAGCAAGUCGGACCCGAGGCCUUCUUCCAGGGCGUGGGCGGCAGUAGCAGCACUGCCACUGCCGCAGCUGCUACUGCCGCUGGCGGUGGUGCUGCAGUUGCUACUGCCGGCGGCGGCGGGCGGCAGCAACAGGCUCAGCUGCAGGAGCAGAUGGAGUGGUUCGCCUGGACGGCCUGGAAUGCGGGGCUGGCGGCGGGCGCAGUGGCGGAGGCGGAGGCGGGGGCGGCAGGGGAUGGAGGAGGCGAAGCCGGAGGCGGAGGCGGAGGGGACAGCGAUGGCAUGACUGAGGAGCAUGGAGGUGGAGCGGAGGAUGCCGCUGAUGCCGGGAACGCCGAGAACGGUAGCAACAGCCUAGAGCAGAUGCUGCUGGGGUGUGGACACGACAGCAACAGCAGUGGCGGCGGCGGCGGCGGCUGGGGCGGCGCGCUGCAUAGCUGUGCGGUGCUGAUGGCGGCGGCGGGGGAGCUUCUGGGGGGGCUGCAGCCGCGGACCGCGCGCGUGCUGGGCUGCCGCAGGGUGGCGUUUGCGCUGUCGGCGGCCGCGGCGCUGCAGCUGUUCCAGCGGCAGGUGCGGCUCUGCGAGCGGCUGCUGAAGCAGCAGCAGCGGGAGGAGCGGCAGCCGCCUUAUCCGCACCAGCACCAGUACCAGCAGCACCAGCAGCACCAGCAGCAGCAGCAGAGGCGUCAGCAUUGGGACGGUGUGCUGCGGACACGGCGGCAGCAGGCGGCGCAGGCGCUGGCGCUGGCGGCUCGAUCCGUGCGGCAGGCGCGUGCGGUGACGGUGGAGGUGGCGGCGGCGGCGGCGGCGGCGGGCCGUGCGGCGCCGCCGCCCGACAAGUGCGAGGUCAUGCUGGCAGUCACGGAGCUCCGAGUGCUCAUCGCUCAGCGCGCGCGCCCCACCCGCCUGCUGCGUGCGUUGGCCGCCGCCGCCCGCGCCUUCCCGCCCGCCGCCGCCGGCCCUGCCGGCCCCGCCGCCGGCGCUGCUACAGCCGGGCUGCUACUGCCGGGCGCCGCGCUCCUACCCAUCGCCCGAGACCUGUCGGCCCUGGCUGCGGCAGAGACGGAGGCGGGGGCGGGUGCUGGUGAGGAAGAGGGCGGCGGCGGCGGAGGAGGAGGAGGUGGAGGAGGAGGCUUUGCGCUGGGUGGUUGGUGGCGGGAGGGGACUGGCGACGCCGCGGGCGGGCGUACGCCUGGCUCGCCUGGUGGUGGUGACUCAUCCGAUGGCGAUGAGGGUGCGAUGAACCACGGUGGCGAGGACGGUGGGCCAGGCGGCGGCAGGGCUGCUGCUCCUGCUACUGCCGCUGCUGCUACUGCCGCGGCUGGAGCCGGCGGCCGCGGCGGCUAUGUGGCGGCGGCUGUAGCCGCCCACCAGCAGGUGCUGCAGCGGCUGAUGGCGGCGGCGGAGGUGGACUUUGACCUGGUGGCAGAGGUGGUCCGCACGCUGCUGGCGCUGGCGGGCGGCGACGACGCGGCGCGGCUGGCGGUGCUGCGCGAGCUGGCGCAGCUGCUGGCGGCGGCGGCGUCGUCCACGGCGCCAGCCGCAGCUGCAGCCGGCGCCGUGGCGGUGGGUGAGGAGGAGGAGGAGCAGGCGGGUGCGGUUGACCACCGCCGCCGCCAGCGCCAGCGCUACCCGGCUCAGGAGAUGGAGUUCCUCAUCAGCAGCACCUGGAACCGCGGGGCACACCACGCCCGCUUCGGCAGGCUGGCUCUGGCGCUGGAGCACCUGCGGGCGGCGCUGGCGCUGCUGCGGCACGCGCCGGAGCUGGAGGCGGCGCACCGCGGCUGGAUGGCGGAGCAGGCGGUGCGGCUGGCGGGGCGCGUGGCGCAGGACGCGUGGGCGGGAGGCGGAGGCGGUGGUGGUGGUGGUGGUGGUGGUGGUGGUGGCGGGGGAGGCGGGGGAGGAGGAGGAGCAGCAGGGGGGCGUGGUAAUGGAGGGGUGGCGGGAGGUGCAGGGGUGGGUGCGGGGUGCGGGCCUGCGGGUCCGGGCCACCUGGACAUGGGCCUGCUCACAGGCUGGCGGCCUUAGCGUGUCAGCGGGGCCCACAAUGCCAAACACAAGCCGGCGGAUGGUGGCUGCGGCUUACGGUAGCUACAAGGACCGCUUGAGCGGCGCCUUUGUGUUCACGGUUGAGACUUGAGAGUGUAGGAGAACCGUAGAGCCUCAUUUACAGACCUGCUGCUUUGGCCACGGUGUGUUUGCUCAAUGUUGUGUGGCUGUAAGCGGUGCAGUGA